This is a messenger RNA of Symbiodinium natans, 1202 nucleotides long. The record is from the annotation of a GenBank genome assembly. NCBI's taxonomy places the organism in Eukaryota, Dinophyceae, Suessiales, Symbiodiniaceae.
GAACGCGGCUGCCGCCUGAUGUCGUCAGCUACGGCGCAGCCAGUGGAGCCUUGCAGGAGGCAUGGUGCUGGGGACUGCUCCUCUUGAAGAAGAUGUUUGUGGCCGGCAUUCGGCCGAACCAGGUGGUCCACACGUCGGUGGCCACCGCGCCCGCCAGCACUGCGCAGUGGCCCAAGGCGCUCGCGCUACUCGCAAUGGCAGGGGCAUCAGGACAUGAUCCUGAUCAGCUCACCUACACAUCAAGCAUCAGCAUCUUCGAAGCGCCGGGAUUGUGGCAGGUGGCACUGCAGUUAUUCGCAAGCAUGCCAAUAGUCGCAGCCAGGCCUCAUAUCAUCACCUACAACGCGGUAGUCAGCACCGCCGCGACCAAGUGGGACGUGGCGUUGCAGCUUUCUUCCAUGGUGUCGACCAUCCCGUCGAAGCCUGACGUCAUCACCUUCAAUGCCACCGUCAGCGCCUGCGAAAGGACGGGGCAGUGGACAGUUGCAGUUCAGAAGCUUGAAGAGAUGUCGUCCGCAGUGCUGAAGCCUGAUGUCAUUACGCUGAGCUCCUGCAUCAGUGCAGCUGAGAAGUCUUCCUUCUGGCAGCUUGCGCUAUACCUGCUGGAGGUGAUGCGUGACAAGCACAUACGUGCAAACGAGGUCACCUACAACGCCGCGAUCAGCGCCUGUGAGAAGGGCGGCAGGCAAUGGCAAAAGGCGCUUGCUCUUUUGGCUGAGAUGCCGUCAGCCGAGGCACUGCCAAAUGAGAUCUCUUACAACGCGGCCAUAAGCGCAUCUGAGAAAAGUGGGGAGUGGCAGUGGGCCCUCACACUUCUGAACAGCAUGAGGGCAUCGCGCCUAAGACCCAACACCACCACCUUCAGUGCUGCAAUCAGCGCAUGCGACAAGGCGCGGGUAUGGGCGCUAGCUCACUACUUGCUCUCCGAGAUGCAGAAUCUCCGGAUCCCGACCAACCGGAUCACCUGCAACGCUUCGCUUGCUGCCUGCCAGAAGGCAGCCCAGUGGCGAAUUGCCCUGCAGCUCUAUGACGAGAUGCCUUUGGCAGCAAUUCUCCCCGACGAGACGAGCUUCACCUGCGCCAUCGGAUCUUGCGAGGUGUCGUCGAAGCAAGGGCAAGUUCUUGAACUCUUGGAGGCCUUGGCUGAGUCAGCCAUGAGUUUGCCACUGCUCCAACGAGCAGCACGAUCGCCCAGGGUUUAG